Messenger RNA from Tremella mesenterica DSM 1558, 927 nucleotides. RefSeq lists its product as uncharacterized. The transcript is spliced from 4 exons. The record is from RefSeq and is a predicted model, not a curated record. NCBI's taxonomy places the organism in Eukaryota, Fungi, Basidiomycota, Tremellomycetes, Tremellales, Tremellaceae. The coding region runs from base 319 to 927 and encodes 202 amino acids.
GUCUCGUCUAUUGAGCCAGCUUCAGAUUUAGUGAAUUUCCCACUGACUGCCACCGUCAACCAGCGAGCAAUCAGCAACCAGUGAUAAGCUAGUCAACAAGUCAAGACGCGGCCUAAAAGUCACACUUCCUCUUUCGGCUACCGACCUUUUUUUUCUCUCACUGCCAUCAAGCCCAUCCUUCCAGUACCCUGAUUUCUACCGUUAAUCCCAUCUCUUGAAGUUGAACCGCUCAAUAACGGAAUAUCGAUAUUCCAGUUUUCAGGUUUCUAGUGAAGAUACAGUAGUUGGAACGCGGAACGUCAAGUCAUAAUUGACAACAUGACACAACCUAUUCCCACGCCUAACAGACCUGCGGAUAGUCCUUCUGCCUCUUCACCUUUCUUAACACCUGCCAACACUCCACCAGCACCAGGAUUCUCCGAUGCGAGGUUACAACAGUUGUUAGCUGGUUUCGAUCAGGCUGCUCGAGGAGAUAAAGCUGGACAGGGUGUGAGUGGAGGUCAAGGAUAUUUCUUUGGAGAGGGCAGAAGGGGUUCGUAUUCGUUUGGAGAACACUUACCAACUCCACCACCUUCCCGUCGACCAUCCUUCUUAUCCGGGUUCAAACCAACUUUCACUCCUCUCACCCCCGCUCAUCCUCCCUCCACACCAAAUUCCCCAAGAAUACAACCACAAGAUCGGACUCGUCCUUCUCUCUCCCAUGCUCAAACGCAGAUGACACAAUUACCCACCCCAACGGAAGAAAAGCCGCAGCCUAUGCAACGUAGUAAAUCCGUCACAUUACCCGGAAAGGGAGAAGGUGUUGAUAUGGAAGAACGUCGUGAGGAUUAUUCUUGGGUUUGGAGAUGGAAUGUUUUUGUCAUGGAUUUCGAGAUCACGUGGUGGAAGGUUUGUGGUAUUUCAGGCAAUGAGGGGUUUGAAGGAUAG